Phytophthora infestans T30-4 is the source of this 612-nucleotide messenger RNA. Its product is annotated as sulfatase-like protein. Bases 1 to 612 code for a protein of 203 amino acids. The transcript has a single exon. NCBI's taxonomy places the organism in Eukaryota, Oomycota, Peronosporomycetes, Peronosporales, Peronosporaceae. The record is from RefSeq and is a predicted model, not a curated record.
AUGGUGCACUGGGGCACGGUGUUCGUGACGGUCACGAUGUCGGGCUUCCUGCUUGGACGGCGAGAGCUGCCCAAGAUCGGGCGCUUCGUGGGAGUGUACAGUGGGCGAAGUGUGGGCGCUAUCGUCCGAGCCAAGAAAGAGUUCUUCGACGCCACAAAGGACAACGAUAUUGUCAAGUUACAGCGCGAGUUCCAGCGUGGCAUCGAGGAGCUCAACGAGAUCCGCUCGGAGCUCACGAGCGUCGGAAGCAUGCGUCGCCCCUUGCAACCCACGAGCGACGCAGCUCCAGCUAGCGCAAUAACACUUGGUACAAUGAACCACUCGACAGCGGCUGUACUGGGAGCUUCGGAUCCAUUAGUACAAACAUCCACAUCGCCAGCAGUAGGCCGCUCAAGCGUCUCGCUGGCGUCUGCAGGUGAAUACGAAUUACAGGACGGAGUACGGCGCACCGAAGAAGCGAGUUUGGCAAUGGCUGAGCUCAAGCUGGCGGGGCAGAAUAAAUUUGCUCCCCGAGUUGAGAGUCAGGAAGGAGGAGCAGACUAUGUGUCCGCAAGCAUCAUGGAUAGCUUGCUGCUGGACCAGCAAAGGGAGAAGACCAACAAGACAAGCUGA